GAUCGUGCUUCCCCUGUUUUCCCAAUUCCCACCCACACAAUUUCUUCUUCUCACACUUCUGCAUUAACUCUUCGCUACCUCCGACAGGUGAACGCCGUACAACGGAGCUCCGCACCUAGACGUUAUACACCGGCGCUUCUGAUUCUGCCCAGAUAAUUUCAUGCCACCAAAAUAUGUCUUGCAUUUACACAUCACUUCCAUCUUUCUCAGCAAUCUCAGUGUACUCCAAACCCACUCUAAGUUCUUCUUCUUCAUCUCAGGACAAGUUUAAGUCAAGAAUCUAUUGCUCUCUAGGAGGGACUGUUGCUGAACCAAAAGUGAUCAGUGCUACUGAACCUCUUCUGAUCAAUGCGGUUCGUGGGAAAAAGGUGGAAAGACCUCCUGUUUGGCUUAUGAGACAAGCCGGGAGGUAUAUGAAGAGUUACCAAAUCCUUUCUGAGAAGUAUCCAUCGUUUCGUGAGAGAUCAGAAAAUGUAGAUCUUGUGGUGGAAAUUUCUCUACAGCCAUGGAAAGUGUUUCGUCCUGAUGGGGUUAUUUUAUUUUCAGACAUUCUUACCCCUCUCUCUGGAAUGAACAUACCAUUUGACAUUAUAAAGGGGGAAGGUCCAGUCAUAUUUGAUCCUAUGCAAACUGCUAUAGAUGUCGAGAAAGUCAGAGAAUUCAAUCCUGAAGAGUUUGUUCCAUAUGUUGGCGAAGCAUUAAAUAUCUUGCGGAAAGAGGUUCAUAAUGAAGCUGCAGUUUUAGGAUUCGUCGGGGCACCUUUUACUCUGGCAUCUUAUGUUGUUGAAGGUGGUUCAUCUAAGAACUUCACAAAAAUAAAGAGACUAGCUUUCUCACAGCCCAAGGUCCUUCACACGCUUCUUCAAAAAUUUGCAACCUCUAUGGCCAAAUACAUACGCUACCAAGCGGACAGUGGAGCUCAGGCAGUUCAAAUAUUUGACUCAUGGGCAACUGAGCUCAGCCCAGUGGACUUUGAAGAGUUUAGUCUUCCUUACCUGAAGCAGAUUGUGGACUCCGUUAAGAAAACUCAUCCUGACCUACCAUUGAUCAUAUACGCAAGUGGAUCCGGGGGUUUACUAGAGAGGUUGUCCUUGACGGGAGUAGAUGUGGUCAGCUUGGACUGGACAGUAGAUAUGGCUGAUGGUAGGAGACGGUUGGGUCCUGAUGUGGCAGUUCAGGGAAAUGUUGAUCCCGGGGUCCUGUUUGGUUCCAAGGAAUUUAUCACCAACCGCAUACAUGACACUGUUAGAAAGGCGGGUAAGGGGAAACAUAUUCUGAACCUCGGACAUGGGAUUAAGGUAGGUACACCCGAGGAAAAUGUUGCCCAUUUUUUUGAGGUUGCAAAAGGAGUUAGGUAUUAGAGGAGGCUAGAACCAGAAUAUUAAAAAGAGAUCACUUCAAAUAGAUGUAAAUGAGUACUAUAUGCCCCACAUAUUACUCCCUCCAGGAAUAUUUGUCUUUGUGGAGCAUUAAUUAUCAUUUCCAGCGAUUGUCUUUAUUUCUACAAAAACAACAAUAAGUAUUAUAAGAACACUAGAUAUUUGUAAAAAAAUGUGUCUCUCAGGAUGUUUUUACUUGGACUUAUUUAAACUCCAUAUCAGACACAUAACAGUUUAGACUUCAG
Messenger RNA from Cuscuta europaea, 1624 nucleotides. The record is from the annotation of a GenBank genome assembly. Lineage: Eukaryota; Viridiplantae; Streptophyta; Magnoliopsida; Solanales; Convolvulaceae.